This is a messenger RNA of Ornithorhynchus anatinus (platypus), 837 nucleotides long. RefSeq names its product CD160 antigen-like. Gene Ontology annotation, molecular function: transmembrane signaling receptor activity. Lineage: Eukaryota; Metazoa; Chordata; Mammalia; Monotremata; Ornithorhynchidae. The coding region runs from base 1 to 558 and encodes 185 amino acids. The transcript is spliced from 4 exons. The record is from RefSeq and is a predicted model, not a curated record. Gene Ontology annotation, cellular component: plasma membrane. Gene Ontology annotation, biological process: regulation of adaptive immune response.
AUGAGGACCCCCGCAGAAUGGAGGAGCCUCAUCCUGCCGGUCCUGGCGGAGCUGUGGGCGGCGGCGGACUGCUUGACCACCCACUACCGGAGGACCGACAUCACCGUGCAGGAAGGAGCCCCGCUCACUCUCAGCUGCCCCGUGAACUAUGGCGGCGACCCACAGCAGAGGACGAGGGCCUUCUGGUGUAAGGGGAGCCACGGGGGCUGCUGCUCCGGAAAGGACACACUGGUGCAGUUGGAGAUGAAGGGGAAGUCCGACCCCGACGCUCGGGAGACACUGUGGUUCAACCUCACCGGCUCCAAGCCCUCCGACAGCGGCAUUUACCAGUGCUGUGUCGUUAACCAGAAGGCCAUCGUCUCCGGCCAUCAGAUCUCCGUGUCGGUGACAGAGGGAGGGAACGCGGUCGACCCCUCGCUGAACUCGACCAAGAACCGACUGGCCGGCGGAAGCCUCUCCAGCCGCGGCAAGGGGUCCCCGCCGUGGGUCUUCGUCCUUCGGUGGGCGGCCUGGGCGGUGGCGGUGGACGUACUGGUCGCCCUCUGCACAGGUCGCUGAGGACGACGGCACCGCGGGGGAGUUGGCCGUGACGUUCCGGGUCCUGCCGAAUCGCCACCGGGCCGGAUGGGGCCGCGGGAGGCGGGGGUGGGGAUGCGGGAGGGAGAACAGUGUGAUGGACGCCCGAGCGGAUGGCGCCGGGGGAGCCUCUGCUCCCCUGCAGCUGCAGAACUUUCUCCAUGUCAGCCUCUCUGGGGAGUUUUCGGUCCAUCGGGCUGCCCGCGGUGGGGGGUCUUUCUCCCCUCUGGACUCUAAGCUCGUUUUUUCAAAUGGCAUUUG